ACUCAGCUCCUUGCUACUCUUCUCUCGGAACGAAGACAGUUUAAAAGGAAGAACAAAAAAAAGCAACAGAAACCCUAAUUCGCGAAGAACCCUAAUCUCAAAAUUUAUGAAUGUAAAUGCAUCUGUAGCAGAACGGCGGUUCAUCGGAAAAGAAGCCGCCGCUUGUUUACCUUCCGAUCCCAAACCUAAGAUCAAACAUCAUCUUCCUCAGAGCCAUCUGACCGUUGAAAUCGCUGAUUCAUCGUCUCCGCCUCAGUCUUCUCACCCGUUUGAUCUCCGCCUGGGCUCGAUUUUGUCGUUUGUGUCAUCAUCGCUUCCGUCGAUCCCCUCCGCGACGAACCAGAAGCUCCUCCGCCAAGUGAUUCGAGUCCGUUUGAUAUGCUUCCACCUCCGUUUCCUGCUUCUCCUCUCCGUCCCUCCUCUCUACGUCUUCUUCCUCUUGAUCAGUUUCCGCUUCUUCCUUGUCUUCGUCUUCUCCAUUCUCGCCUUCUCCUUCAUCCUUUCCAUCUCUCUCAAACUCGCUCUUCCUCACCUUCCGUCAAUUCGCCUGAUCAUCGCUCGCUUGCUAUCCCUCAAGCUGAGAUCAUCCUCCUCCUCCUCCUCCUCUCAGGUUGUUUGGUCAAUCGGGUCAAAGCCCGUUACAGAGAAGAAGACCAAUUCAGGGUCUUGGGUUCACAAGUACAGCUCCGGGGAUGUGUACGAGGGAGAGUUUCAUAAAGGCAAGUGUUCAGGGAGUGGGGUUUAUUACUAUUCGAUGAAGGGUAAGUACGAAGGGGAUUGGGUUGAUGGGAAGUAUGAUGGGUAUGGAGUUGAGACGUGGGCUAAAGGAAGCAGGUACCGAGGUCAGUACAGGCAAGGGAUGAGGCAUGGAGCUGGGAUCUACAGGUUUUAUACAGGGGAUGUGUAUGCUGGUGAGUGGUCUAAUGGUCAGAGCCAUGGGUGUGGUGUGUAUACCUCUGAGGAUGGUAGUAGAUUUGUUGGAGAGUUUAAAUGGGGUGUCAAACAUGGCCUUGGUCAUUACCAUUUCAGAAAUGGUGAUACAUACGCUGGAGAGUAUUUUGCAGACAGGAUGCAUGGUUUUGGAGUGUAUCAAUUUGGAAAUGGGCAUCGGUAUGAAGGAGCCUGGCAUGAAGGGAGAAGGCAAGGGCUUGGUAUGUACACAUUCAGGAAUGGUGAGACACAGGCAGGCCAUUGGGAUGACGGUGUUCUCAGCUGUCCUACCGAGCAGAGCACCCGUCCUGGUUCAUCCUUUUCCAUCAGUCAUUCCAAGGUUCUCGACACUGUGCAGCAAGCUAGGAAAGCAGCCGAGAAAGCACAUGAAGUUGUGAAAGUGGAAGAGAGAGUGAACAGAGCAGUGAUGGUAGCAAACCGAGCAGCAAAUUCUGCUAGAGUUGCUGCAACAAAGGCUGUUCAAACCAAAACAUAUUACAGUAGUGGCGGCGAUGAUCCCUUGUGAGUUCGUGUGUCAAAGCUUUUGACAUAUUAACAGUCAUGAAUCUCACCUCGAACUUCUUCGGUGACAUGAGAGAGAAAAAGAGAGACAUCUAGAGAAUGGCAGUCAAAAUUCGCAUCUCCGAUGAGAUUAUCUUGAAGGUGGAAACCACUUGGAACCAAUGUCGAGAUCUCAUAUAAGUAUUAAAUAAGAGAUCUGGCUAUGGAGCAAGCAAUGCAGGUUUACUUUUUUCUUCUUUUCUCCCAGCUCUCUUCUUUGUUAUGAGCAGGCAGGUUUAUAAGCUGUACAUAGGUUGUUGAAGAGUAAGCAAUGUGUGUUAACAAAAGAUCUUUGUAACAAGCGUAACCCAUGUAGAGAAGCAACAAAACAUUGUCUUUUACGUUUUCACCGUGUGAAUAACAACAUCUCUUCUUACUA
Molecule: messenger RNA, 1870 nt
Organism: Brassica napus (rape)
Lineage: Eukaryota; Viridiplantae; Streptophyta; Magnoliopsida; Brassicales; Brassicaceae
Exons: 3
Coding region: 107-1456 (449 amino acids)
Source: RefSeq, a predicted model, not a curated record